AUGCAAACUAUUAUCCGUUCGAGUACCUAUAAAUUACUUUUGCAUGACAAAGAGCCAUUCCAGGUCUGCUCCAUGUAUCCCGCCAUUUUAUCAAUACGCUCCACUACUCCACUUAUCAACCAGCCACCUCACCAUUAUGUGGAUUAUGGUGUGCUGGUGUGGAUGUCAUCACUUCUCGCUGAAGCACAAAGCGUAGUCUACGCAGAAAUUGACCGUAUUACUCCUGAGCUAAGAGAAAUUAGCAGCGACUUGCACGAAAACCCUGAGCUUAGCAUGCACGAACAUCACGCUCAUGAAGUCCUGACAGAUUAUUUGGAGAAGAACGGAUUCACUGUGGCACGCCAUGCAUAUGAUAUGGAAACAGCUUUCAUGGCCAAAUACACUAAAGGAACUGGUUUACGUGUCGGAUUCUGCUCCGAGUAUGAUGCGCUCCCGGGGAUAGGCCAUGCAUGUGGACACAAUCUCAUUGCUGUGACAGGUCUUGCGAACGCAAUGGCUAUGAAGGCCCUGUUGGACAAGGGAAUCGCGUCCGGAACGGUCGUUCUUUUUGGUACUCCUAGUGAAGAAGAAUUGGAUGAUAAAAUCUUAAUGGCUAAGAAAGGAGCCUUCCAGGACAACGUUGAUGUUUGCAGUAUGCUUCAUCCUGGUCCCGAUAAUACAACAUGUGUGUCAUGUAAUGCUAUUCAAAACUUUGAGAUCGAAUUUCGAGGAAAGCCCGCUCACGCCGGUGGCGCACCAUGGAAUGGUGUAAAUGCGCUCGACACUAUUUGCCAAGCAUUGGUUAACGUUGGGUUGCUCCGACAGAAACUAAUGGGACUGAUCGUGUCCAUGGAAUUAUUACCGAUGCCAAAUAUUAUCCCUGACCGCACAACGGGUCGCUUCUGCAUCCGUGCACCGUCUACCGAUCGUGUUGUAGAGCUGAUGAUAAAGAUUGAAAAUUGUUUUAAGGCAGCAGCGUUAGCAACCGGCUGUGAAUAUACUAUCACGUGGCACGGUGCUGGCAUGUGCAAGAAUAUUGUACAGAACUCAGUCAUGGCUGAAACAUACGCCAAGUAUUAUGACGCGUUUGGUGGCGUCCCUAUCCCACCGCGUCAAGCUCAAGAAGUAAUACACGUCGGUGCUUCUACAGAUUUCGGCAACGUUUCUGUUCUUAUGCCCGGGUUACAUCCAACGUCUGACGUCUACACUGAUGCGUUCCCCCACACCCACGCAUUCGCCGAAGCUGCAGGUGCUGCCAACUCAUGAAGGCGCAAUGAUUGCUAGCAAAUCUCUCGCUAUGGUUGGUGCCCACAUGUUCCUAGAAAAAGGAUAUUACGAAAAGUCACUCCAAGAUUACCAUAGUACUGUUCCCGAAGAAAAGCGAAUUCGAGAGUAGAGCAUCAAUGUAAUACCACAUAACACUUACAAAGCAUACUCAUUACUGUUAUAUAAAAUAUUAUAGCAUUUCUUUCUGUUUUUAUGCUUUUUGGACAUCUG
Zychaea mexicana is the source of this 1476-nucleotide messenger RNA. RefSeq lists its product as uncharacterized. Gene Ontology annotation, molecular function: dipeptidase activity. The coding region runs from base 1 to 1245 and encodes 414 amino acids. Lineage: Eukaryota; Fungi; Mucoromycota; Mucoromycetes; Mucorales; Lichtheimiaceae. The transcript has 10 exons. The record is from RefSeq and is a predicted model, not a curated record.